This is a messenger RNA of Saprolegnia parasitica CBS 223.65, 4176 nucleotides long. RefSeq lists its product as hypothetical. The transcript has 17 exons. The record is from RefSeq and is a predicted model, not a curated record. Lineage: Eukaryota; Oomycota; Saprolegniomycetes; Saprolegniales; Saprolegniaceae. Gene Ontology annotation, molecular function: protein binding. Bases 1 to 4176 code for a protein of 1391 amino acids.
AUGGCUACGGCGGUCGCCGCCGCCAAGGCCAAGACCAAAGGCAAGCGGCUGCUUCAGGAAGUCUUGAAUGCCCACGGCGACAUUGAAACCUCCGAGGAAAAGGCAUCGGCGCUCGCCAACUGGAACAAGCGCAAGACCCUCGCACAGGCCAGCGGCGGUUGGCAAUGGCGGUCUGGCGACUCGCCGUAUCUGCUGCCGCAGCACAAGAUCGACCCGUCCAAGGUCGCGAUCGAAGUCGCGAGCUUAGUACACAUUGGAAAGGAAAUGGACGCGUUCUUGGCCGCGGCGUCGCCAUCGAGCAAAGCCAAGCCCCCGCCCCCGCCACCCCCCAAAGUCUGCAGCUGGAGUCUCUUGCACAAAGGCAAGCUCUACGUUUGCUCCAACGUUCUUCGCACGGAACCUGAGCUCACGGGCCGCCGAUGUCCAUGGCAUGCCCCGACCUGCCGCGCCCCAACGCACGACGGGCCAUCGGCCAAAAUCACCGUGCCCAACGACAUGGCUCUCUGUCUUCCGUGCUAUGCGGUAGCGCAUGUCGGGCAACCCAAGCUGCAGCAGACACCAGUUGUCAUUGACAUUCUCCGACUGCCCGGCGUUCGCAUCACGGACGCGCAGACCGUCGUCGAUCAGUCGGCCAACGCCACGAAUGCGGCUACAAAGGCGAUUGGCGUCGUAUAUAGUGCCACGUCCCUCUGCACAUGGCAAGGAUUCUUUCCGGGCCAAAGCUCGCUCAAGCCGUUUGUUUGCAAAAACGCGGUGCUGCAACACCCCGUGUACCUCACGUAUUUACCGCACUGUGGGUACCACACGCCCGUGUGUGUCUUUUCCAACACGCAGCGGCGAGGCACGUGCCCGGACCUCGUUCUCUUCAACCAACACGGUUUGUGCAAGAAUCACUACGAAGCCUACUUGAGUUCGUUGCCACCAAACGUGCGCGAGGCAGACGUUACCUUUACAUCCCCCUUUGCUUGCCCGAAUGUUGUCAACACCAACGACGUCGAUCGACACAAGAAAAGACACCCGCUGGCCCCCCGAACGCGACCACCCCCGCAUCGAGCCGCGGCGGCCCCCACCAGCUUUGGCGGCCCGCGAUCUCUUUUACAACAACUCAUUCCCGAGCCAAUUCAAACGUUAUGGUGGCAAGUCAAUUUUCUACGCAAGGGCCCGCGCGUCGCGAUAGCCUUGCAGCGCGUCUUUCGCGGCAACCGCGCCCGCCGCCGCGUCCAUGCUCUCAAGAUGGCACUAGCUGCGAAGAAACGUGUUGCGGCCUGCAUUUUUCUCCAGACACUCUGGCGGCGGCGACAAGCCCAACGGCAUGUCGAGCACUACCGACGGCUCUUCCUCGUCGGCACGCACUGCCUGCAGCGCCUCGUGCGGGGGUUCCUCGGACGCCGGCGGGCCAAGCAUCUGCGCGCGCUCUCGGGCCUCUACUGGGCCAUUGGCGUCACGAUCAUCGUGCACAAGGCCAUUGCGACGCUUCGGGCUCGCGUCGACCUCCGUCGAUGUCUCUCGUACACCUCGGGCGAUCUCUCGGCCGACGACUCGCUGGCCAUCUAUCUCUUUCGCCGGUGGCGCGCCGCCCGGGUCCUUGCGCGUGCCAUGCGGAACUGGCGAGCCCGCCGCGCCCUUGCCAAGCUGCAAGCGCAAGCCAAAUUUCAGGCAUUCAUGUCGGCCAUCACGAUACAACGGGCGUGGAAGCUGUACUUGCGCCGAAAGGAGCUCCAGCGACGCUACAGCGCCGCGCAGCGCCUGCAAGCCAGCAUGCGAGGGUACCUUAGCCGGACGCUCUGGGCGGGGGACCCCGGUAUCAUUUUCCACGUUGCAUUUACGAACCCAAAAACCGGCGUCGUCUAUCGACACGAUCGCGUGUUGCCACAGACCAAUGCGUCGUACUCGGUACCCGCCCGACGCGCGCGGUACGAUGUGGCAACCCGGACGCUGCAGCGACUCUAUCGUGGCCUUUGCGGCCGGCUUCGCGCCAACGCCGCGUGGGUAGCCAUGGAGAAGCGCUGGUUGUGGAUCGAUCCGAUGCUCAAAGGCGACCACGAGGAUCUCAAGCACAAGCUGCCGAGUGCGAGCUACCACACGGCCAAGGACUACCACAUGCGCAAGAUCUUUACGGGGCCAACGAGUCCGUUUGGCCAUACCUACAAGGACAUUGACGACCUGUAUCGGGACAUGCAUGGCGAGCGCUGCGACGUUGUGCCACAUAUCACGUGCAAGCCACCGACGCCAAUCGACCGCGGUCCGACAGAGGUAUCGAACAAGCGGGGCGGCAUCCGUGAGCUGCGGCUCGUCGCGCAGCCCCCCAUAAGCUUUCACGCGUCGCCCAAAGGGCUAUCGAUCGACAUGGCCCUCUACCCCGUGGGCACACUCGUGCACGUGCGCAUGGGGCGGAAGCGACAAAUGCAAGUGACGUCGCACGCGGGCCGCAUCCGAAAGCAGCACCCAGCGCACGGCACCGUUGACAUCGACUACCUUCCGGGGCUGGUAUCGCUGCGGGGUAUUGCCAUCACUGAAGAAAAGAACGUGGCGAUCCAACGGCUCUCGAUUGUUUUUCAAACACCCUCACCGGCGGCACCACGUUUGGUAGACCAAGCCGCCGCGGCGCUGGCGGCACUACAUGCCAUCGACGUGACGCGACCGGCGACCGUCGACGACGAGGCUUCGCUGCAGGUUCCAGACAAAGCACGCUCGCUCGCUGCCGCCUACCACGAGCUCGUGGUGACGCUGCGGCGUCAGCAUACCCAUUUGUUUGCUGACGACGCGGCGUUCAUCGACUAUGUGUUUCACCACCACGACUUGCUUUCGCGCUACUGGCUUCGGCUCGUGCACGAUAUUAAGGAAGGCGUCAACACCGACCCGCGCGUUGCGCCGUCCCCCACGGGCCUCGAUGGAUUCAUUGAACCGCUGCCGGCCGUCGCAGCGACGCUACAACGUCGACUGGAGCAACUCGGGUACCCCUCGGAUCCGAGCGCGAACGGUGCUCCGCCGCGCCCCGAGGUGACGCCGCCGACGUCACACGUCUCGAUCCAAACGUCCGUGGAUGACAUGCAUAUUCUCUUUCACCAAGAGUCGACGACGACGCCGCCUUGCUCCAAAGACGACACCGAGGUGACACCCGACACCCUCUCGCUCGCCGAUAUUCACAAGCUCGUGUACCACCUCAAAUCCUUGCCGCGGCAACCUGCGCUCGAUACCAUUCUCAAAGUGACGACCCGAAACACUCGAACGUUUGUAUGCAGCCACCCGCGUGCGGUCGCUGCUUCUCGGGCCAAGAGCCACCAACACGUCCACGCCAACAAGGUGCGCCUCGUCGCCGGCGAUCCGCUCGUGGAUCAGUACAUGGUCAAGCAUUGGCCCCCCGAGAGUCCGUGGCGCGACGACAACUACACGUUUAUGCAGAGUAAAACCGGCUACUUCAAGUGUCCGCACUGUGACAAGGAAUACCGCACCAAGCGCGAACUCUACCAGCACGCCAGCGAUGCGCACGGCCGGGAAGCGGCCACCGACCGACAAAGCCAGAAAACAAACAGCUCAUUUGGCUCGGGACGGGCGACCGCAUCGAAGACCUCUCUCUUUUGUUUCCUCCUCUCUAUCGGGGGCACCAGGCGCCAUCUGCUGCGCCCGACCGCGCGCUGUCGACGCUACCCGUCCCUGAGCGUUCUUUCCAAGGACGCCGACGCCAUCAUCUUUACGACGGCCUACCCGACGUUCGCCCCCGAGAUUCAGCUCACGUGCGCCGACUGCGGACAGCUCAGUAACCAAGACUCGAUGCCAAAGCUGCGGCGGUACUUGCACCUCGAAGCACUGGUGCGCGACACGAACCAAGACGAUUGGAUGAUUGGAUACCUCUAUCGGCCGCCACCCGUGGCGGCGUCGGCGCAAGAGGCCUUGAUCUGGGGCUACGACUACCGCAACGAGCUGCUCUUGGACAAAAGCCGCGUCCUUUGCGUCCGCGCGACCCAGUGCGUCGGGUACGGCAUGGUGUACAUGUGCUCGCGCACGUACUUUCACCGCUUCCAUCGGGGCACGUCGACCCACAUGGAAAAAUUCUGCCGUCCGCUGCGCCAAACGUCAACGACACCAGGUGCCAAACGACUCUCCGUGCUCCUGCGCGAGACGCCGCCGCAUGUGGAGACUGGGGAGCGCGCGCGAACGUCGGCGGCGGCCCUGUAA